Cyphomyrmex costatus is the source of this 905-nucleotide messenger RNA. Its product is annotated as glucose-6-phosphate 1-epimerase. The coding region runs from base 1 to 837 and encodes 278 amino acids. The transcript has 6 exons. NCBI's taxonomy places the organism in Eukaryota, Metazoa, Arthropoda, Insecta, Hymenoptera, Formicidae. Gene Ontology annotation, cellular component: cytoplasm. Gene Ontology annotation, biological process: carbohydrate metabolic process. Gene Ontology annotation, molecular function: glucose-6-phosphate 1-epimerase activity; carbohydrate binding. The record is from RefSeq and is a predicted model, not a curated record.
AUGGCAGCUGCUACCAGCGUUGUCGUGCUCGACAGGGGCAACAACACCACCUGCACCAUCAAUUUACACGGAGCGACCGUGGUGUCUUGGCGGGUGAAUAACCAGGAACAGCUGUUUGUUAGUAAGCAAGCUGUGUUCGACGGAAAGAAAGCGAUUAGGGGCGGCAUACCGUUCGUCUUUCCACAAUUCGGAACAUGGACGUACGGACCACCCCACGGCUUUGCCAGGAUCAUUCGUUGGAACGUGGAGAAGACGCCGGAGCGAUUGCCCAGCGGGGACAUCGAGGCGAUAUUCUCGAUAAUGGAUAAUGAAUUCACGAGAUCACUGUGGAAUUCACAAUUCAGGCUAACGUACAGGCUAAUACUACGCGAGAAGGAGCUGCAUUUUAAUAUUGGCGUAUACAACCCGAGCAGAGAAGAUCCCUUCUCCUUUAAUCUGCUCCUUCACACCUAUUUCAAGGUACCCGAUGUCAGGAGAUGUCAAAUCACGGGACUGCACGGGUGCACGUUCCUCGACAAGACUAGGGACAACCAAAUCUACCAAGAAGGCCGCGACGUCGUCACGGUGUGCGAAUGGACCGACCGGAUCUAUCAGAACACGCAGCCGGAGCAUAUCAUCACGAAUGUUGUUUCCGGUAGGAAGAUGCGCGUGCAAAAGUACAACUUUCCCGACACGGUCGUUUGGAAUCCUUGGCAGGAGAAGGCGCGCGACAUCCCGGACUUCGGCGACGACGAAUUUCCUAACAUGAUAUGCGUCGAGAGCGGACACGUUAGCAGUCCGGUUGUGUUACUGCCAGGAACGGCCUUUGAGGCAAGCCAGAUAUUGCAGGUGAUGUGAGUAGAGAGUGGACCGACGACGUCACACGUCAAUGCCGGAGGCGGUAUCAAUUCACUGCUUCCAACGUC